Messenger RNA from Asparagus officinalis (garden asparagus), 2071 nucleotides. Its product is annotated as probable zinc metalloprotease EGY1, chloroplastic. NCBI's taxonomy places the organism in Eukaryota, Viridiplantae, Streptophyta, Magnoliopsida, Asparagales, Asparagaceae. The coding region runs from base 138 to 1763 and encodes 541 amino acids. The record is from RefSeq and is a predicted model, not a curated record. The transcript has 11 exons. Gene Ontology annotation, biological process: proteolysis.
ACGGUGAUGAGAGCCCAGUGCACUGUAACUGAAGCUUGCUCCCCAAUCCUAAUCUCUUCGAGCAACACCUAAUCGAUCUGCGAACAAAGCGGAUAAAUUCGGUAAACCCUAAAAAAGAAAUCUUUCCCCUUAAAAAAAUGGGAACCCUCCCGAGCUCUUCUUUCGUCAAUCUCAACUUCAGAUUCCGGCUGCUCUCCUCCGGCGGAAUAUCCGGCGGCCGGAGCUCGAUCUCGCUCCGCAGAGCCUCGGGAAACCUUUGCUUCCUCUGCAAGCAAAGGCCUGAAGUAUGGAGAACGAGGAGGCGAUUUAGUACUUCCAGGUGCUACUCGAUCGGCGGCGGAGAUGGCGACGACGAGAAGAGCUCGAGCUCGAGCUCCGCAAAUGUCUCAACAGAUGAAGCGGAGCGUUCGGAGCGGUCACAGACGUCCGUUUCUUCUUCUAGGCCAUCUCGCAUGCCUUCAGAUGGACCUGUUUACAGCAGCUUUCAGGUCGACUCAAUUAAACUGAUGGAACUUCUUGGACCUGAGAAGGUAGAUCCAUCUGAUGUGAAGCUCAUCAAAGAUAAGCUGUUUGGGUAUUCAACUUUUUGGGUAACCAAAGAGGAGCCAUUUGGUGAUCUUGGAGAAGGUGUUCUUUUUCUGGGAAACCUGCGGGGAAAGAGGGAAGAGGUUUUUGCAAAACUCCAGCAUCAGCUGCAUGAAGUUACCGGUGACAAGUACAAUUUAUUUAUGGUAGAGGAGCCCAAUUCAGAAGGUCCAGAUCCACGUGGUGGACCACGUGUAAGUUUUGGUCUUCUACGAAAAGAAGUUUCUGAGCCAGGACCGACUACUCUCUGGCAAUAUGUGAUCUCUCUCCUUCUCUUUGUGUUUACUGUAGGCUCCUGUGUAGAGCUUGGAAUUGCAUCUCAGAUAACUAGUCUGCCUCCGGAGGUAGUGAAGUACUUCACAGAUCCAAAUGCUGUAGAACCACCUGAUAUGCAACUUCUUCUCCCUUUUGUGGAAUCCGCUCUGCCACUUGCAUAUGGUGUUCUGGGUGUUCAAUUAUUUCAUGAGGUUGGGCAUUAUUUGGCAGCAUUUCCCAAGAAAGUGAAACUGGGGCUUCCUUUCUUCAUUCCAAACAUCACUCUUGGCAGUUUUGGUGCAAUCACUCAGUUCAAAUCUAUUCUUCCUGAUCGAAAGACCAUGGUUGAUAUCUCAUUGGCGGGUCCUUUGGCUGGUGCUGUACUCUCAUUUUCAAUGUUUUGUGUUGGCUUGGCACUCUCAUCAAACCCAGCUGGCUUAGGAGAUCUUGUGCAGGUUCCUUGCACGUUAUUCCAGGGUUCAUUACUUCUUGGACUCGUUAGCAGAGGAGUUCUUGGCUAUACAGCUAUGCAUGCUGCUAAUGUUUCAAUUCAUCCACUUGUGAUAGCAGGCUGGUGUGGGUUGACAACAACGGCCUUUAAUAUGCUUCCUGUUGGAUGCCUUGAUGGUGGACGGGCAAUACAGGGUGCUUACGGGAAAAAUGCCUUGUUUGGUUUUGGCUUGACUACAUACGCGAUGCUGGGACUGGGAGUGCUGGGUGGACCACUAUCACUUCCUUGGGGUCUGUAUGUUCUCAUAUGUCAGAGGGCACCAGAGAAGCCAUGCUUGAAUGAUGUAUCCGAGGUUGGAACUUGGAGGAGAACAGCCCUAACAAUAGCAGUUUUUCUAGUAAUAAUGAUUCUCCUUCCAUUGUGGGAUGAGCUUGCAGAGGAGCUUGGUAUAGGGCUAGUAACUUCACUCUGAAACAGAUAUCCCAGUGAAGCGAAGGGCCUUGGAUAUCCAUAGAAAGAUAAUUUGAUCUUCUACAAACAUCAAUUUUUGCCAAGUGAGCUUUGUUGUUUCGAAGCGUGAUGUUAAUUUCAUCAGAGAUGAAAGGCAACCGUCUGAAAAGCGACUGAUUACUACAAAUGGAAGAUGCAGCCAAAAGGAGCCCAUUCAAUUGAGUGAUACGGAAAAUUAAAAAUUGAUUAUAAAUCAUUCUAGAUAUAAAUAGACAGCAUGACAUUUUACUGAUAACAUAAUUAUUGUGGUUCUGUCUUAUGAAUUUCAAU